CCACGCCAAAACUCAAGCGAACUAACGACCAGCUGACAAGACAACACACCGGACGCAGACAGAAUAUCGAUGUCUACGGUGGCGGAUGCUGUGAUCAAGGGCGCCAUCGGAGGUGCCGGCUUCCUCGCCAGCGCCUACACGCUCACCAAGUUCAUCGUGGCCACGCCCGUGAAAAUCGCGCCACGUGGAGAAGCCGAGCACGAUCUUGAUGUAGUGCUGUGUUUCAACACGAAGAAAUUCUCGCAGGAUGCUGUGGACUUCUUCGUGCAGAUGGUGGAGAAGCAGAGCCACCUGAUCAUCGUCCCCAAGUCCAAGAACGUGCUCCAGGAACACGUUGAAGCCGAGGAAGACGCUAAACCUGAAGAAACGUAUUAUUUGCUGGGUGCCAAGCACAAAACGUUGGUUGCUAUCAAGGAGAAGAAAGAGCGAGCUCUGUAUGGCGACGUGAGCGAGGAGCCGGUGCCCGAGUGCUUCGUUUCCGGAGAUCGGAUCGACCUCCUCCUGUUUGAGCUGGGACGCUUGAAAGUGCAACCCACUUACUAUCGCCCUAAUGGCAAAGAUGAGAAGGUGGGAGAUGAUGUAGAUACGAUGCCGGAGCCGUUCCAAGAUGAAGAACAUGGACUUCUCCUUCAGCAAGCGAUGCAUUCGAAGCUCCUAACGGACCACUUCCCAUUGCACGACGACAAGGAACGCAGCGAGUUGGUAGAAACGUGGGUGAAGGAGUGGACCAAGCCACAACCGAUUAAUACUGUGCGGUCGUACUUUGGUGAUGAAGUUGGAUUUUACUUCGGUUUCCUAGGAAUGUACACACAGUGGCUGAUGCCACUGGCAGCGGUGGGGCUGUUGACUUUUGUGAUUGAUUUCUUCCCAAGCUGGGCAGCCUAUGGCCGUGGAUUAUAUUCACUUUUGGUGACAAGUUGGGCGACAGCGUUUCUGAAGUUCUGGAAGCGCCGCGAGAACACACUUCGCAAUGAGUGGGGCAUCUCUACGUCAGACUCUUUGGCGCUGGAGCCUACACGCACAGAUUUUUUCGGUGAAAAGCGAUUCGACCCCGUCGAGGGAUGCUACUACACUUUCUUUUCAACUAAGGACCGUGCUAAACGCUACUUCGUGACGAUCUCGGCGACAAUGGCUGCGAUGGCGGUUGUUACGGUGUUGAUGAUCCUGUACUGCUAUAUGGAGGAAUGGUUCGCUAUUGCGUUUAUUCCCGCUACUGGGUGGGAUGGAUUUUGGGAGUAUGUGUACCUUGUCCCCUCCAUCAUCUACUCCAUUGUAGUGCUGUAUGUGGAUGCAAAGUAUUCCGAGCUCGCGUCUUACCUGACACAGUUCGAGAACCACCGCACGGAGAGUGAUUUUGCAAACGCCCGCGUGCUGAAGCUAGCGUUGUUCUACUUUGUGAACAAUUUUGGAUUCCUGUUCUACGUGGCAUUCAAGACUCGCGAUAUGGUUUUGUUGGAGCAAACGCUAAGCUCUCUGCUGAUCACAAGACAGCUUCUGGGUAAUCUGCAGGAGCAGCUGAUGCCCUAUAUGAGCAAGAGGUCAUCGCUGAAGGCUGAGGCGGGAAAGUUGGCUAAGGAAACUCACAACAAGAACGCGAUUGUCGACAAGAUUGACGCGGAGCUCCUGUUCCCAACUUACGACGGGACAUUUGAUGACUACUUGGAGAUGUUCGUGCAGUUUGGACAAGUGACGCUAUUUGCAGCAGCGUAUCCUCUUGCCUCGCUGUGGAGUCUAUUUAACAACAUCAUGGAGAUCCGAAGUGACGGCUUUAAGCUCUGCGUGAGCUUCCGCCGAAGCCAUCGAACGUCCACGCAAGGCAUCGGCACUUGGUACUAUGCCUUCAGUGCUCUGGGCUACCUGUCGGUGAUGACGAAUUGUGCGAUUUUCGGACUUCACUCAGGUUUCCUGCACAGACUUUUCCCGAAAAUGUCGUUUGCCGGGUCGCUAGUGGCCGUGGCUAUAAUGGAACACGCAAUGGUGACUGUGAAGGUGUGCGUGGAAAUGUUCGUGCCCGACACGACGGGUGCAGUGGUUGAAGCGCGCCGCAUGAAGCGAGCAUGGCUCCGCAAGAAGGCCUCGCUUCAAGUGGAGCUGUCGUCCCGUCAGCUGAUGCAGACUCGAGUGUCCGAGGCCGAUGAGAGUAUCAAUGCUCCGAUAUCUCAAGAGGCAGUUGCCGCGGCCGACGUGAACGAAUGGCUGAGUCGGGAGAAGGAGCGUCGCUUGAAGCUCGAGCGUGAGUUAAAGAGCCUCAACGAUUUGUACAUGGGGUGGAUCCGCGAGGAGCAGACCAAGCGGAAGAAGACGGAGCUCAAGUUGGCAGCCCUUAUGGAGCACGUCAAGGUGCCGCUGCAUGGAUCCAAAGACUAA
Messenger RNA from Phytophthora infestans T30-4, 2367 nucleotides. RefSeq names its product anoctamin-like protein. Gene Ontology annotation, molecular function: chloride channel activity. The coding region runs from base 70 to 2367 and encodes 765 amino acids. Gene Ontology annotation, biological process: chloride transmembrane transport. The transcript has 4 exons. The record is from RefSeq and is a predicted model, not a curated record. NCBI's taxonomy places the organism in Eukaryota, Oomycota, Peronosporomycetes, Peronosporales, Peronosporaceae.